AUGGUACGUACGUACAUCAGUCUAGACAAAGACGAGUAUGUCAUGUUACCAAACAACUCGGUCUACAGAAAUGUCGCGAAUACAAUCUACAACCAAGGUGAAUACAGCAUCAUCAAUAGAAGCAUGGUUGUGUGUACUAAGUACUCGAAUAAUUACAUUAAAGCACGAUCAACUGACGAGUCACAGAAUGACACAGCCCUACAUAUACUGACAUCCAUUGGUCUGUCCUUGUCUGUUGUUUGUCUUGUGUUUGUACUGGUGACGUAUCUGUUGUUUGGAGAACUCAGGACAUUACCUGGUAUAAACCUGAUGAAUUUAUCGUCAGCCUUACUGGUGGCCCAUUUCGUGUGGCUGAUUGGAUCAGGCCAGACAGGUUCUCAUGGAGCAUGCGUUGCCAUUGCAGUAAUCCUUCAUUAUUCAUUUCUUGCUUCGUUUGCUUGGAUGUCUAUUAUAGCUUUCAGCACAUGGAAAAUAUUCUCUUCWAUGCGAAAUGCUAAUAAAUCAUCUGAAAACGAAAGCAGAAAAAGAAAGAUACGUCGCACUCUUGCAGUUGGAUGGCUCCCGGUUUUCGUAUUGGUUCUCAUUUGUCUCAUCCUAGACCAAUCAGGAGCCGUUGAGAUUAGGUACGGUGGUCCCAAGGGAUGCUGGAUCAACAAUGGUCGUGCCAACGUCUUCAUCUUUGUUCUACCAAUAGCAGUGUCAGUUGUGUGGAAUGCCGUGUUCUUUGGUUUGACAGUGAAAGCUCUUCGUAAAGUGGCACAGCAAACAAGAAUGGUCAAGGAGCAGCGCGACUACAAUCCAGUGUAUGUCAAGAUUGCARUGCUGAUGGGGUUCACGUGGAUCUUUGGCUUUUUAGCCUCAUUUGUGUCUCCUUAUUUUCUGUACCCGUUUGUUGCACUGAAUACCAUUCAAGGGGUGUACAUUGCCGUGUGCUUUACUUUCACAAGACGAGUAAAGAUCUUGUACGAGGCCUUGAUUUCUGGAUCCAAGGAAAAGGCGAGAAAUCCAAAACCGCAAGGUUUGCAAGCUCAUGGAAAAACACAAACUGAGAGCACGAGAUUGUAA
Actinia tenebrosa (Australian red waratah sea anemone) is the source of this 1065-nucleotide messenger RNA. RefSeq names its product adhesion G protein-coupled receptor E1-like. NCBI's taxonomy places the organism in Eukaryota, Metazoa, Cnidaria, Anthozoa, Actiniaria, Actiniidae. The record is from RefSeq and is a predicted model, not a curated record.